This is a messenger RNA of Emiliania huxleyi CCMP1516, 527 nucleotides long. RefSeq lists its product as hypothetical. The record is from RefSeq and is a predicted model, not a curated record. Bases 27 to 527 code for a protein of 166 amino acids. Lineage: Eukaryota; Haptophyta; Isochrysidales; Noelaerhabdaceae. The transcript has 10 exons.
CUCGCGAGCGGAAGGCGGUCCGGGACAUGACGGAGCUGAAGGAGCACCAGCUCAGCGAGAUGCAGGCGGCCCACUCGCGCGUCCUGGAGGCGAAGAGGGAGGAGGCGACGAAGCAGCUGCGCGAGGUGAAGAUCGAGGUGCGGGAGGCGAAGCUGGAGGCGGGGAGGCAGAUCCGCGAGGCCGAGAUGAAGGCGCGGGACUCGAUCCACGAAGCCCAAGCGGAGGCGGCGAGGCAGAUGGACGAGGUGGCUGAGGAGAAGCGGGCGACGGAGGCGGAGCGGGAGUCGGUGCGGGUGCAGCUCUCUCGCGAACAGCGCGAGAUGCGGGCGGCGGUGGAGGCGGAGCUGCGCAAGCACGAGAUGGAGAACGCGAAGCUGCACGAGGAGCUGGGCAGAGCACACGUCGUCUGCCGCGCCGCCGUCCAGUUCGCGCAGGUGGUCGAGACGUUUCGCACCAACUCGCCCGCCUCUGCCUUCCCGCUCGCCGGAGCCCUCGAGCGCUGUGUAGCGGCGCAGCCAAGCCUGUGA